Messenger RNA from Ricinus communis (castor bean), 1828 nucleotides. Its product is annotated as phosphatidate cytidylyltransferase 1. The coding region runs from base 223 to 1497 and encodes 424 amino acids. The record is from RefSeq and is a predicted model, not a curated record. The transcript is spliced from 12 exons. Gene Ontology annotation, cellular component: endoplasmic reticulum membrane. NCBI's taxonomy places the organism in Eukaryota, Viridiplantae, Streptophyta, Magnoliopsida, Malpighiales, Euphorbiaceae. Gene Ontology annotation, molecular function: phosphatidate cytidylyltransferase activity.
CUUUUCUUUCUGUUUUUCUUUUUUCUUUUUCUUUUUUGAUUUUGCUAUUCCAUUUUGUUGAUUGAUCGGUGAGAGAUAAACAUAAACAUAUAAAACAAUGCGAAGAAGUUGAUAAACUCAAUCAUGCACAUUCCUUAAUCUCUUUUUAUUUUUUUGAUACGAAGAAAACAUCAUUGUCAAAGUUUGAGCACAGAGCAGUGAGUCGUUUUAGUAAUAAUAGCUAUGGCUAUGCACAAGCAGGAGCAUAAUACAAGUGCACCAUCAACGCCCAGAAUCCGACAUCGCAGGCGUUCUAAUGAGCUUCCUCAUGAGAUAAGCAGAUUGAACGGGAGUCACUUACUCAUCAAUGACCAAGAUAAAUACAAAUCAAUGUGGAUCAGAGCAUACUCAUCCUUGUGGAUGCUUGGGGUCUUUCUGUUUAUUCUUUACAUGGGGCAUCUUUACAUUUGGGCAGCAGUAGUGGUUAUCCAAAUAUUUAUGGCAAGAGAGCUGUUCAAUCUACUCAGAAGAGCUCAUGAAGAUAGGCGUCUUCCUGGAUUUAGGCUCUUGAAUUGGCACUUCUUUUUCACAGCAAUGCUUUUUGUGUAUGGCCGCAUAAUCAGCCAACGACUUGUGAACACAGUAACUUCAGAUAAAUUCUUCUAUAAGCUUGUGAGCGGUUUAAUCAAGUAUCAGAUGGUCAUUUGCUACUUUUUAUACAUUGCAGGUUUUAUGUGGUUCAUUCUUACACUGAAGAAGAAGAUGUACAAGUAUCAGUUUAGUCAAUAUGCUUGGACGCACAUGAUUCUCAUUGUAGUGUUUACUCAAUCUGCUUUCACUGUGGCCAAUAUUUUUGAAGGGAUCUUCUGGUUUCUUCUACCAGCAUUACUUAUUGUCAUCAAUGAUGUUGCUGCUUAUUUCUUUGGUUUCUUUUUUGGAAAAACGCCUUUGAUCAAGUUAUCUCCAAAGAAAACAUGGGAGGGUUUUAUUGGAGCAUCAGUGGCAACUAUUAUCUCAGCAUUUGUGUUAGCAAAUGUAUUAGGGUGCUUCCAGUGGCUGACAUGUCCAAGGAAGGACUUAUCAACAGGGUGGCUUCAGUGCGAUCCUGGUCCACUAUUUACACCAGAGCACUAUUCCUUACCGAGAUGGCUGCCUGAUUGGUUUCCCUGGAAAGAGAUAUCAAUUUUGCCCGUGCAAUGGCAUGCUUUGUGCUUGGGUCUAUUUGCAUCAAUUAUAGCACCUUUUGGAGGUUUUUUUGCCAGUGGCUUCAAGAGAGCCUUUAAGAUCAAGGAUUUUGGAGAUAGCAUACCUGGACAUGGUGGAUUUACUGAUAGAAUGGACUGUCAGAUGAUAAUGGCUGUCUUCGCUUACAUCUAUCAUCAGUCAUUUAUUGUUCCACAAGACUAUUCAGUUGAGAUGAUUUUGGACCAGAUAUUGGGGAGCCUUACAUUGGAGGAGCAGCAAGCUUUGUUUAUGAAACUAGGGCAAAUAUUCCAGGAGAGACAAUGGAGGCAUUGAAGUUCGGCAGACUGCUGUUUAUCCAGAUUGUUACACCUUAUGAUGCCGUAUUGUGGAUUUUCUGAACCUCGACCCAGUAGAAGAGGUGACUGGAGGAAGAUUUUAUAGGUGCUUUUUUAUCCUUCAAUUGAUUAGUCUUGUUCUUGUCUUUUAACCAACAUUUCUUUCAGUUGUAUGCUCUCGAACACACUCUGACCUCUGUAUAUUGUUAGCUCAGCUUGAAUUUUCUUUUUUUCUUCCCGUUUCUUCAAAUGAUAAGGAUAUUUCUCAAAGUUGUGUAUCCAAGCUGACUGUACUACAUUUAUUUAAGGAACGCAAUUACUGGCUUGAA